This is a messenger RNA of Candidula unifasciata, 1023 nucleotides long. The record is from the annotation of a GenBank genome assembly. Lineage: Eukaryota; Metazoa; Mollusca; Gastropoda; Stylommatophora; Geomitridae.
AUGUUUUCACCAGUCCAUGGUACCGACAGUCUACAAGGAAAUGAUUCUUUCAUGUCAAUGUCACCAAGUAGCCCAACUCAGGUCUCCAGUGUACCUCAGGCUCAGAGUCAUUCCUCCCCGUUUCUUCCAGGCUACCUUCUUGGUGACCAUCACUCCCAGCAUUAUUCUGUGUCAAGUCCACGACUUUGGUCAUCAGUAGGAAGUCAUAGUCCCGGGCAGAAAGCUGGAGGGCAGACUGGCUCUGUUGCUUUAUCAGGAUCUGGUUCAAUGAGGAGAGAAUUAGUGAAACAUAAACUGGGAGCCCCGCCAGUGAAAAGUCUAUACUCAAGCCCCACAGAUGCCUCCCAUACACAGCUUGGCAGCCCAGAACAGAGUCGUACAAAACCAUCACCAACGUUAAGACAGAUAUCAGCUUCCACGCCAGCACCUCCGACCACAGGCCUUUUCCAUACACCUGGUGGAUCUCAAGGGGAGGCAAGAAUGAACAUAAUGCAGCAGAAACAGACACUGCCCAUAUCACCAGCUCAGACAGACCCGUUCUUUACCCAAGAAAAUCUCAAAUCCACGGAUGUUCUAGAUGAAACCUGGGUCACUGUGUUUGGCUUCCCUCCAGGUGCCACUUCAUUUAUAUUGCAGCAGUUCUCACAGUAUGGCACUAUACUCAAAUAUGUGAUUCCAUCAGAGUGUAAUUGGAUGCACAUUCACUACUUGUCAAAACUUCAAGCCAAGAAAGCCAUUAGUAAAGAUGGGAAGAUUUUUGGAGGUUGUUUAAAAAUCGGCGUUACACAGUGCAUAGAAAAGCGUGUGAUGGAAGACAAAGAAAAUGUAUUCACGAGUCCAGCGCUCAACAAUUCUGUCAGAUCACCUUCAGACUUGAACCAGAGUACUCUGACCCCAAUCCGGCCAUUGACGGCUGCAUAUGCUGCUUCCCGAGGAGAGUUUGAGGUGCUGAAAGAUAAGCCCACUCCCAAACGUGAUGCUGGCCUUGUUUCAAAGUUGAAAGAAUACAUGUUUGGAUAUUAA